Molecule: messenger RNA, 6879 nt
Organism: Knipowitschia caucasica
Lineage: Eukaryota; Metazoa; Chordata; Actinopteri; Gobiiformes; Gobiidae
Source: the annotation of a GenBank genome assembly
AUGGUCGAAGGAGCCCGAGCGGCGGCCUCCAGAGCCCAUGGGUCAAACGGCUCGGUGCGGCCCCCGUCCCCCAGCGCGGCCCCCACACUGCGCUCUUGGGCCCUGGGGCUGCUCAACACCCUGCGGCUGUCUGUGGAGCUGCUGCUGGCCCUGGCGGCCCUGCUCUCCUGGAUCACUGUGGGGGUGGUCAUGUUUGACUUUGUGGAGUAUAAAACUGUGCCUGACAUUCACCAAAUUGUAAGUGACCCUGUACAAGCCGUAAAUGACGCUGUUGAUGAAGUGACCAGUCUCGUAAAUAAAUUCCAAGAAUGUGCACCAGACUUAAGUGACCCAAUGGCUGCGGCCACAUAUGCGGCUGAGGAAGUAACGCAAGCCAAAGAUGGAUUUGUACAAUAUUUUUCGGAUGAGGAGGGAAUCUUCUAUCUGAGUUACGUGGACCCUGUGGCGAUUGGGCGACAAGCGUUCCACACCACAGAUGAGUUCAUGAGUGAGGUGGGGGACACUGUCCAGGGGAGCCUGUGUGCUGUGCUCGACUUCAUAGUGGGCACGGCUCAGGACAUACACAAAGGAACACUAGACAUAAGUUAUUUAGACCCAGUGGUGGUGGGCCGAGGAGUCUUCACUACGGCUAAUGACUCAAUGUCUGGAAUCAUGGCUUACAUCCAGGGGGCGCUCUGUUCCAUUGUGGACUGUCUUCUGGAUGUGGCCAAAGGUACGACCGACAUUAGCUUCAUAGAUCCUGUAGUGAUUGGACGGAGUGCUUUCACUGUAACCAAUGACGCCACAGAUGGAGUCCUGGGCUACAUUCAAGAUAAGCUGUGUUUCGUCAUCGACAGCAUUCUGGACAUCACCAAAGGAACCACCGACGUAAGCUUCAUGGAUCCUGUGGUCAUUGGAAGAAGUGUCUUCAGCACCGCUAAUGAUUUUAUGAGUGGAAUAGCUGCACACAUCCAGGGUUGGCUUUGCUCAGUCCUGGAUGUUAUUCUGGACACUGUUGGAGGUGUGAUGGAAGCUGUAGGAUUCAGCCCUUUGUCAGUUCUGAAGACAACUGCGGACGUCACCAAAGAACAAGUGAACAUGCUCACCGACUACAUCUCCACAAAUGUCGUGGGCGAACAAGGGAUUCUGCCUGAGGUCUCUGUGGAGCCCAUGAAGGUGGUUGAAGACGUCGUGUUAGAAGCCUCCGAAACCAAAGACGCUUUUGUGGCUUACAUGUCCAGCAUGUUUGUUGGCGAACAAGCGCAGGAACCAGCGGAAAAGCAAGAAAAACAGACACCCACCGAAGAUGAAAAGGUGGAGGAAACUACAAUCACUGAGGAAGAGAAGGAGAAAGAGGAGGCGACAACUGAAGCUGAGGAAGAAGAGGAGGAAGAGGAAACAACAACUGAAGCUGAAGAAGAAGAGGCUGAGAAGGAUGAAGCUGAAAUAACUUCUGAGGACGAGGAGGAGGAAGAAACCCUCAAAGAAGAAAAGGCGGAUGAAAUAACAACCGCUGAUGAAGACGAGCAGGAGAUAGCCAAAGAAGAGGAGGAAGAGGAUGAGGAGGAAAUAACAUCUUUAGAGGAGGACGAGGAAGACAAAGCAGAUGCAGAGGAGGAAGAGGACGCAGAUGACGCAACUGUGGACGAGGAGGAAGAAGAAACAAUAACAUCGGAAGCAGAGGAGGAGGAAGCUAAAGCAGAUGCAGAGGAGAAAAAGGAGGAGGAAGAAGAUGCUGCACCUGUUGACGAAGAAGAAGAAGAAGAGAAAAUAACAUUUGAAGAGGAGCAGGAGGAGGACGAAGCAGAUGCAGAGGAGGACGAGGAAGAGGAAGCUGCACCCGCGGUCGAGGAUGAAGAAGAUACUAUAACAUCUGAAGAGGAGGAAGACAAAGCAGAUGCUGACGAAGAGGAGGAGGAGACAGCUGAAGCCACAUCUGAGGAGGAAGAAGAAAUGACAACAUCUGAGAACGAGACGGAGGCUGCACUUGUGGAGGAAGGGGUGGAGGAUGAGGAAGAUGCUGUUCCCGAAGCUGAGAUAGAAGGAAAAUCACCUGUGGAGGAAGAGGAGACCGACGAGGAGGCACGAAGGGCUGACAUCAUUGAACUGUCACUAGUGAAGGAGGAAGAGGAUGUAGCAACUGGAGAAGAUGAGGAGACAGUGAUGGCCGACACAGUGAAACCCUUGACAGCUGAGGAGGAAGAAGACGAAGAGACAGGAGAGGCUGGCACUGUAGAGUCAUCACCAGUGGAGGAGGAGGGCGAGGAGGAACCGGGGGCUGAGGAUUUGGAUGAGGAAGAGGAGAAAGAGAUUGGAGAACUGACUGCAGGAGAAGAAGAAGAAGAAGAAGCUGAAGUGACAGUGGAACAUGUUUCAGAUGUGAAGCCGCAGAACAUCAGUGCCCAGGAUGAAGAGGAAGAGGAAGAAGCAGCUCCGGUCCUCAACGGAGCAGUAGAGCAUGAGGACUUCUCGGACACAGUUGACGAUCAUGACGAGAAUAAUAACAACAGCGAAAAACUCAAGUCUGAACCAGGGAGGAAGAGUAGGAUGCACAUCCCCUUCCACAGGCGACGUAGAGAGGCUCGCAAGGAGAAACACUUAGAGGGUCGACUCGAUGAAGAUAAGGAGUUAGAGGUCUCUGAAGACAAACCUGAAUCUUUGCUGAAAAGGAAGAAAGAAGCUAAGCCAAAGGGUAAAUUAGAAGACAAACCAUCCAAGAAAGGUCUCAAAGAAAAGAAAGCCAAAAAAGACCUCACUGAAAAGGACAAGGAGGCCACAAAAGUGACACCCCAAAGUCCUGAGGAACCCAAAGAACAUCUACCUACGGAAACAAAAGUCAAGAAAGAGGAAUCCUCAAAAGAUGAGCGAGAAAAGGAGGACAAGAAAUUGUCUCAAAAAAUCAAACUAAUAUGGAGACUAUUGAAAGACAAGAAACAACCUAAAAAAGAGAAAGAGGAAAAGAAGCCCUCUAAAGCCAAGGAGGGGAAAAAAGAGGAUGUCCAGAUUCCCAAAGAAGAAAAACUAACAAAGGAACCAUCUGAGGAGAGGAGGGUUAAGAAGGCUGCCAAAGAAGAGGGGGAGCUUCUUAAAAAAGUUGAAAAACCAAUAAUCCCAACAGAAGAAAAGGAGGACAAAUUGGAAAAAGAAAUAUCAGAAGACAAAACUGAGAAAAAGAAGCAUCAGAAAGAAGACAAAUUAGUCACCAAAGUAAAAAAAGAAAAGGCAGAAAAGAAGGCACCCAAAGUGGAGGCCCAGGUCAAAGUUUUGAAAGAACCAGAAGAACACCCAAAAGAACACAAGGAAAAGGAGAAGGCAAAGAAACCAAAAACUGAAAAGGAGGAAAAAUCAAAGGCUCUAAGUAAAGAAAAAGAUGAGACAGAAGCUCUUGAAAAAGAGUCAAAAAAGACUAAGAAGCCCAAACAAGAAAAUAAAUCUAUAAAAGAGAAAAGGGUACAAAAAAGGAUUCUAAAAGAGUUCAAAAACAUAACAGCUCCUGCAGAAGAAGUGCUGCUGGAUGAGAAGAAGAAGGACAAGAAGCUUCCAAAGGCAAAAGAACAAACAGUUGCGGAGGAGAUAAAACUUGUCAAAGAAAAGCCCAAAGAGUCUCUCAAGGCAAAAGAACUGGACAAGAAGCCUCCUAAAGAGGAAAUCCAUCUUGCAACAGCUAAAGGAAAAGAACCUCCCACAAAAGUGACAAAGACAUCUAAAGAAAAGCAGGAGAAAGACAUCAAAGUAUCCAAAGAUAAAGGACCACAAGAGAAAUCUGAAAAAGAAACACCAAAAGGGCGCACCAAAGAAUCAAAGAUUCCAAAGGUGAAGGCUUUAAAAGAGAAACUGUCUUUAGAUAAGGAAGAAAUCACACCUGCCAAAGUCAAAGAUAAGGCACCAGAGGACAAGAAAGAAGUCCCGGAGGUUCCUACGGUGAAAGAGACAAGGCCUCAAGACAUUAAGCCACAGAAAAUGAAACCAAAAGAAAGGAAAGAAACCAAAGAGGUCAAAAAGAUUUCCAAAGAAGAUAUGAAAACAGCCAAAGAGAAAUCAGAGGAACCAAAGAAAAAGGUUAAGGAGGAACUUCUCAAAGACAUCGAACUGAAAAAGGAGACCAAAGAAAAGAUUAAAGCAAAGGAAGAAGCACCUAAAAAUAUCUCCCAAGAUCAAAAGCAAUCCAAAGAACCGAAACCCGACAAGGAGAAACCCAAAGAGAAGACUAAAGUUGAGGAGUCUCCUGAAGUUCAAAAAGUUCAAAAAGAAGAUAUCAAGAAACCGAAAGAAAAGAAAUUCCUUCAUAAACAUAAAAAGAUAGAUGAGGAGAAACCCAAACUGAAGAAAACCGAGGAAUCUCUCAAACUUGAAGAGAAAGAACUUUUUAAAAAUGUUACAGAGGAAAUCAAAGAGAAGAAAGUUCUUCUCAAGCAAAAGAAGAUAGAAAAGGAAAAACCCAAGGAGGAUAAAGAACCUCCCAAUUAUAUCAAAGACAAAUCCAAGAAACCUCAAGAGAAGGAUGAGCUGAAAAAGGACACUCCAAAAGAAGUUGAAAUAACAACCAAAGUCAAGAAGGAAACCAAGGAUCAACUUGAAAAGAAACCAGUGGCAGAAAAGAAGGAGGUGAAGGUUUCUGAAGACAAGAAAGAGAAAUCCAAAGAUGAGGUAAAGAAACCCAAAGAAACAAAGGAGGUAAAGAAAGACCCAAAAGAUAAAAAGGACCAAGAAAUUCCAAAAGAGAAAGACAUGAAACCUGCAAAAAUGGAUAAGCCUGAAAAACCACCAGUUGACAAAAAGGAGUUGGAGGUUCCUAAAGACAAAAAAGACACGGAAUCUACCAAAGAUGUCAAAAAAGAAAAAGAGAAGCCAAAAGAAGCAAAAGAUAUCAAGAAAGCCCCAAAAGAUAAAAAGGAUAAAGAGCUUCCAAAAGAGAAAGCCAUUAAACCUGCAAAAGUAGAUAAGCCUGAAGAGCUACCAGUUUACAAAAAGGAGUUGAAGAUUCUUAAAGACAAGGCAGAUAAGGAACCUACUAAAGAUGCGCAGAAAGAAAAAGAGAAACCAAAAGAAGCAAAAGAGGUAAAGAAAGCCCCCAAAGAUAAAAAGGACAAAGAGCUUCUAAAAGAGAAAGACCUCAAACCAGAAAAAAUGGAUAAGCCCAAAAAGCAACCAGUUGACAAAAAGGAGUUGGAGGUUCCUAAAGACAAGAAAGAUAAGGAACCUACUAAAGAAGCCAAGAAAGCCCCCAAAGACCAAAAGGACAAAGAACUUCCAAAAGAAGAGAAAGAAAUCAAACCCACCAAAGACGACAAAGUAGAAAAAAAGAAACCUAAAGAUACAAAAGAGGUAAAGAAAGCACCCAAAGACCAAAAGGACAAAGAACUCCCAAAAGAAGAGAAAGAAAUCCAACCUGGCAAAAUAGAAACAAUUGAAAAGGAACCCACCAAAGACACCAAAGAAGAAAAAAAGAAACUCAAAGAAACGAAAGAGGUAAAGAAAGCCCUCAAAGAUAAAAAGGACAAAGAUCACCCAGAAGAAGAGAAAGAAAUAAGACCUGCAAAGAUAGAAAAGAUUUCCGAAAAGAAACCAGUUGACAAAAAGGAGGUGAAGAUUCCUGAAGUCAAGAAAGAGAAGCAACUUACCAAAGAUGUCAACGAAGAAAAGGUAAAACCCAAAGAGAAGAAACGGGUGGAAAAACCUGAAGAUGAGAUUAAACCAAUCAAAGAAGAGAAAGAAAAGAAACCAAAGCUUCUCAAAGAGAAAGAAGAACCAAAACAUCCAAUAGAGGACAAAAUUCCUAAAAAGGAAAAGAUUGAAAAGAAGGAACCUCCGAAAGCAGAGAAAGAAGAUAAGAAACCUCCAAAAGAAGACCUUCUGAAAGCUGACAAGGAGAAGAAACCCAAAGAGAAAGACAUCCCCAAAGAAUCUCAUAAAGAGGAGAAGAAGAAAAUCAAGGAAUUGGAAACUCCCAAAGUUAAGCCUGUGGAAGAAGUGGUGAUGAAACUGCCAAAAGAAAAGAAGGAAACGUCUAAAGAGAAAGAAGAAAUUUCAGCAGAAGUUAAAGAGGUCCUCAAAGACAAGAAAGAGAAAAAAGCAGUGAAGGUCAGUCCACCUACUGAAGAAAAACUCAAGAAGCCUUCCAUAGACAAAGUAGAAUUACCAAAAGAAGAGGAGAAACUGCCCAAGGAAAAGAAGGCAGCCGUUCCAUCACCCAAAGAAGAGAAAGAAGUGAAGAAACCUGUCAAGGAAACUGAAAAAGUCAAACAAGCGGAAGAAGGCACGGAGUCCAAAAAGACUGAAGACGUUUCAAAGCGGAGGAUAGUGCGCAAGAUUCAGGUAGUGAAGAAGGAGGUUGCAUCUGUGAUGAAGAAGGAACACCUAAACGUCACAAAAACAGAAAUCAAAUCUCCAAAAGAUCAACUUAAAGCUGUCCCAGUGAAACCAGAAUCUGUUUCCAAAAAGAUCAAACUACAGAUCCCUGUAGUUAAAGAAACAGAAUCUCCCGCCAAAAACGCAUCCCUGACGAAAGAAAAAGUGAAGCUACAGCCCAUGAAGAUGAAAGCUGAUAUCACACCUGCGCCCAUCAGGAAAGUGCUAAGGGGACAGCCCCGGCCGGUCCGUUUACGGAAAGAAGUGGAAGCUCUUCAGGAGAAAGAAAAAUCUCCAGUUAAGAAAGAUCGUGUGAAACGUCUAUUAGCUGAUCUGAAACGAGAAAAACUAAUAGAUAAAAAGAAAGCGCAGUUUAAAGAAGAAAAGGCUCUCAAAGACAAAGCUGAGGCUGCAAAGAGAGCGCCCAAAGAAGUACCAAAAGCUGCAGAGAGCGUCACGGUAGAUGAAGAACUGCCCUACUUCCAGUGCUUCUUUGUGGACGAGGACGAGGCCCAGUUCCCCUUCUACUCCUUCUCCCCGCUAGUGUUCUGA